Molecule: messenger RNA, 3254 nt
Organism: Tigriopus californicus
Lineage: Eukaryota; Metazoa; Arthropoda; Copepoda; Harpacticoida; Harpacticidae
Exons: 11
Coding region: 664-3042 (792 amino acids)
Source: RefSeq, a predicted model, not a curated record
CUCGAAGUACUAGUAAGUACCAAACUUGUGUUCAAAGAGAGCUUUUUAAGCGUCGCGGACGUAUUUUCGGCUUAUGCAACAACAUGGUCGUUCGGAGGAUUCGAGGAACACCGAACAAUGUUCAAUGUGGUCCGUGCUUCAGUCACAACGCUGACGUUCGCGUAGAUCUCAGGGCAGGAAUGCUACUCCAAUACAAUACCGUCCCAGUAUGAUGAGUAUUAGUAUUCAAUGAGGGAGAAAAGCACUUGUGCGAGAGUGGAUCAACAAAGUUCAGUUGGGUUCCAAACACCAUUGCGGUACAAAAAUAGCAUUGUCAGUGGCAUGUGAGUCAUCGAGGGGGUUUCGCGUUCCAUCUCUAGUUUAUCUUGAACCUGGAAGGCUAACCUUGAAAAGCCAGGAACCAAAGAAAGCCAGGGAUCGCAAGUGAACGCCAGACGCUUCUUCGAUUGGCCGGAUCUUUUUGCCGAAGAUUCGAGCGAGUGAUCCUUAUCAAUGAAGCAGUCAAAGUUGAUGAUGAGAGUGUUGAGUGACGACGACGAGGACGAGUGUCUUAGAUUUUGGGUCUCAGAGGAGUCUAGGAUCAGCGAGCCUUGAGUGAGUCCUCGAGAAGAAAAUAGUGAUAUGUUUGAGUUCUGUGUAUGGAAAAUGUGAGAAGACUCUAAAAUGAGCAGGGAUCUCGGCAAAAACGCUUUGUUCCUUAUCAUUUAUUUAUGCGCACUGUUCCAUCAAGGUUGGCCACGAUGUUACAUUGGAGUGGACUAUCAAGGAGACUUCUACACUCAAGUGAGUGCCGAAACAGAAUCCACGGUCCAAUACUCCCGCAUUGUCAUCCAAGCCGAUGCCAUUCCGAUUUGGGGUAGUUGCCACAAAAAAAUGGGACAGAGCGUGAUCCUAAAGGAAAGCACAACCGAGGGAGAUUGUUAUCGGUGCAUUCAUCUUCAAUAUCGUUCUCCCAAUGUGCUCGAAAUCUUCAGUAAGGGCCUUAACAAAUGUUUCGUUCACGAGUCUCUGGCAAUGCAAUCGUGCCCUUCAGAGACUCAGAUCAGAAUCAACGCCGUUCAAGAGAUGAUGCUGUUCAGAUCCUCAGAUGAGAUCCUCGAGCAAUUCUGCCCUUUUCAUCAUGGUCAUUACCAAUUCACUUACACAAAAGAGACUGGAGGUCCUUUCGCUAGUGAUCGUUGCCCAAGGUUAUCCUCAAAGGCCAGUAAUUGUCCUUCAGCUGCGGAUAUUGAGCUUAAUUUCGAAGGAUGCUCGUUCAGGGAUAAAACCCUCAGGUUCAAAUGUCUUGGGGAUUGGAGAGCUAAUGAGACGGGAGAGAAAUUUCUUGCCCUUCUAGAGAUUGAUCCAAGUGACGAAUCUGGUCCCAAGUACAGAUGUGGAUUAUUCCACGAGGAUGAAGUCACCGGACGUGCAGCCUUGACUCUUUCCAGCGAUAGCACGUGUCAAACUAAUCUCUAUUCGGCCUCCAUGGGCUUUGAAAGCCUUCAAUUGAGGGCCUCACCAGAAAGGCCUUGGCCUGUUGUUGUCAGAAAAGGCUCCUGCAGAUUUCCGGAAUGGAGUCAGGGGAGAUGGAAGGAUCUCUCCAUAGAAGACGCCAUUAUGAAACACCAAAGUGACGUGGAUCUCCAAACUUUUUCUUCUCACUGUAUCCAACAAUCAAACAAGAACCAGAAUAGGUUUCUCAUUCACUCCAGAUCCAAUUGUGGAUCCAGUCAGUACAACUGUGUCUGGUUCGAACAGAGAGGUGUAAAUAUUUUAGAGUACCAACUCGGUCUCCGACCCUCAACCAUUCCAAGCUCCGAACUCUGUGAUAACGAUAACUUUCUCCAACGAACUUGGAAGACACAGCCGAAACGAGAUUUCCUGUCGCUAUCAUCUUGUCCUAUAGCCGGGGAUUACACGGGUAUUUUACCCGACAACCCAAAUUUUUGUGCCAAACUCUCGUCAGAUUGCAACAAUCCAGAUGUCAUGUUCUACUCUGUAUCUUCGUGUGAUAAUCAAUCCCAAGUGCUUGAAGAGAACAAUAGACAGGCGAGAUCUGCUCAAAAUCAAGAUCGUGACGUCGACCAAGGAGGUCUUCACCCUAAUUCAAAGCUCGGCGACUCAUUUCAUCCCUCCAGACCUCGAUAUGAACGAGAGUCAACCCAAUCCUUAUCAGCAUUCCGAACCACCACGAACGUCUACGAUCCCUUUGGGUUCAAUACCAGAUUUCGAAAGACAUUGAAUACCCCUAUGACACGAAGUACGCCCACGAUCCGUCGUAGAAACUACUAUUUCCGGGAACACGGGCAAGAUCCAAGACUGUCGAAAUCGAAUGCGGACACAAGCCCUCCUACUAGAUUUCCAAGUCGUAGAGAAACCCUGGAAAGUUAUCCUCCUACGAUGUACAGUUCCACGCCAUUCCCAGUCCAAUUGGAAACCCAAUCACUCACAUCAAUGGAACCAGAUUAUGAAAGAAAACCCACGCUGAGCGAGAUCUUCAGGGUGCCACUGGGGUCGUCAGUGAUUUCCAAGGCAGAGACCGCCUCCCGCGACCUCAAUCAGGGUUUCGUGGGAAGGCGAUCUGAAGAUCGUGAGUACCAAUGUCUUGGUCAAUGGGAGGAAGAUGGUCAGCUCUUCACCUACACAAAACGAAGAGAUGUCCCUGGAUAUGAAUGCUUCAUUGGUUCCGUGGAUCACAUGAAUGGAAUUUACCUCAUAGAAGGUGGUGUCGAUUGUCGACGUGGUCUCCGAGUGACUUCAUUUGGCAUGAAACUGUCCAAACGAAGCAAUUGCUAUGGCUUCCCAUCCACAGAAUUGGAAAAAAUGAAGCCCAAAGUGAAUCACACGCCUUGGUUCACACCCACUUUGAAGCAUCCCACCAACAAUCCAAAUCAUCCAGGUCGAACUACUCACGUGAUAACAGAGAACGACCUGGUUAAAUGGUCCAACAAACCUUGGACACCAAUUCGUGAGCCGUCUUCGAGUUCUGUUCCAGCCUUGCGUACACACAAGAUCAUGUUAUUAGUAUUCAGUUUCUACUACUCCUUACGAUUUUUAUAAAAUCUACCCUCAGAAAUAUGCACUGUGCUUGCACCUUAUUUACUAUAUUUCCUUUGGCCAGCAAAUCAAACCUUAACCGCUAGUCGUUAUCAUGAAGUGUGCUUUGACGAUGUUAACUCAGAAAUAAAACAAUUGCUAACUCAAAAAUGACGUUAAUCCCCAUGAAUCCAUCUAUUCUUGAAAUUAUAGGCUGAAAUAUAUAUACAAAUUUA